GUUCAGAAGCAAACACACAACCUAGCUAGUUCCAUCUUGCAUAAGCUGCUCGAUCGAUCACUAGCUAGGGUUAGCUAAGAACUCGAUCGGAUAGAUAUGGACGGCGGAGGCGAGAGCACCAAGUAUCGCGGCGUGCGGCGUCGCCCGUCCGGCAAGUUCGCGGCGGAGAUACGAGACUCUAGCCGGCAGAGCGUCCGCGUCUGGCUCGGCACCUACGACACUGCGGAGGAGGCUGCGCGGGCCUACGACCGCUCCGCCUACGCCAUGCGCGGCCACCUCGCCGUGCUCAACUUCCCCGCCGAGGCACGCAAUUACGUCCGCGGUGGCUCGUCGUCGUCCAGGCAGCAGGUGAUCGAGCUGGAGUGCCUGGAUGACGAGGUGCUGCAGGAUAUGCUCAAAGGAGACGAUCCGCACAGAUCAGGUGGAAAGAAGAAUUAACUAUUCCUCCACAUAAUACUGAAUUGCUACUUAUGCAUGACAAAUUCAUGCAUCAUCAGUACUACAUCACCUGAUCGGCUGAUCGUGUAUUGAUCAUCUGUGCAUGCAGAAGCAGACGAGCUUCUGAUAUAUCUUUCCAUAUAUGGAUUUCCUUUUUUCCCUCUAGGUGUUCAAUCAAAAUUGAUGUGAUGUGAG
Lolium perenne is the source of this 633-nucleotide messenger RNA. RefSeq names its product ethylene-responsive transcription factor 14-like. The record is from RefSeq and is a predicted model, not a curated record. Gene Ontology annotation, biological process: regulation of DNA-templated transcription; ethylene-activated signaling pathway. NCBI's taxonomy places the organism in Eukaryota, Viridiplantae, Streptophyta, Magnoliopsida, Poales, Poaceae. Gene Ontology annotation, molecular function: DNA-binding transcription factor activity; DNA binding.